AUGGUAAUUGGGCAUCAAGAUCGGGUUUAUUCGACUGCAAUGGACUUUAAGCGAAAGAUUUGUUUUUCUGGGUCGAUGGACUCUACAAUAAACAUAUGGAAUUUUGAAACUGGUGAAUUGCUAAAAAUACUUGAAGGACACUCUUCGCUCGUCGGGUUAUUAGCUCUAGUUGAUGAUGUGCUCGUCUCGGCAGCAGCGGAUGCAACAUUAAGGAUCUGGGAUCCAGUUACGGGAGAAUUGCGGAGCAAAUUGAAAGGCCAUGCAGCUGCAAUUACAUGUUUUGAACAUGAUGGCUUAAAAGUUGUUAGUGGAAGCGAGAAGAUGUUAAAAUUGUGGGACGUCGAAAAGGGUGCGUUUGCAAGGGACUUGUUGAAUGACGUCACCGGAGGUAUAUGGCAGGUGAGAAUUGAUUAUAAAAGAUGUGUUGCAGCUGUGCAACGGUUCAACAGUGAUGAUGAGGGAGAGACAUUCAUUGAAAUUUUGGAUUUCAGUGAACCUCCAAAGUUUUGA
This is a messenger RNA of Lodderomyces elongisporus, 510 nucleotides long. Its product is annotated as WD40 repeat domain-containing protein. The coding region runs from base 1 to 510 and encodes 169 amino acids. NCBI's taxonomy places the organism in Eukaryota, Fungi, Ascomycota, Pichiomycetes, Serinales, Debaryomycetaceae. Gene Ontology annotation, molecular function: protein binding. The transcript has 2 exons. The record is from RefSeq and is a predicted model, not a curated record.